UCGGUCAAUUCGGCCACUCCAAAAAACGCUAAACCUACAGAUGAAAGAAAUGCGGAGACAUCAUCAAAUUCACCAUCCUUAGACAUGCCAACCGCAAGGCCUAGCACCCCAGAACAUCAAAUUUGUUCCACAUAUGCGAAUUUACUCAGACGGCUAAAUCAAGAAAAACAGCGAGUUGAAUCGAAACUUGAACCCAUCUGUUCAAACAUAAUCGACACAACAAAUAAGCUUUUAAUGGAAAGAUUGAAAAUAAAACGUGGUUAUCUAUGGUCUGAUACUCGCAAUAAUUUACGUAGAAAACUUCAACUUCCGUUUAUCCCACCAGAAGAAACUUAUUCAUUUAGUAAGCAUUAUGAGAUGACUUGGGUCCACCGUUUCGCCGAAAAACUGUUAUCUUUCUUUGAGGCUCCACGUAAUCCACUCCUAGAUAAAAAUUCCGAAGGUUGGUUAAAUUGCCAUAUCUUGACCCCGUUAAUUGAUGACUGCUUUUUAACAUGUGAAGAAAUUCAAGUUCAUCGAGGUGAAAAGAUGUCAUUGGCAUCCAUUGAACGUAAAAACUUAUCAAGAGAAGAAUCGGAAAGAAAACAAUAUGGACACAAAAUUGAUAUUCUCUUUCGCAUCGAUGACACAGAAUAUUUUGGUUCAGAAACGUAUGUUGAUGAAGAUUCACAGAACUCGAAACCCAUUUCAUACAAGCAAAAACUUUUCCGCGAAAUGAAGGAUCAAUUAGACCGUCUCUUAAAGAAGUUAAAAUUUACGAGGGAAACAAUUAAGGAGAUAAAGAAUAUUGCUAUACAUGGAGUAAAUCAAGGAGGUCUUAAUGGAAAGAUCUAUGCAAUGUAUUAUGACACUGAUCUUCAAUAUUAUCUUGUCUUUGAGACAU
Molecule: messenger RNA, 883 nt
Organism: Acaulospora morrowiae
Lineage: Eukaryota; Fungi; Glomeromycota; Glomeromycetes; Diversisporales; Acaulosporaceae
Source: the annotation of a GenBank genome assembly